Mytilus trossulus (common blue mussel) is the source of this 1374-nucleotide messenger RNA. RefSeq lists its product as uncharacterized. Lineage: Eukaryota; Metazoa; Mollusca; Bivalvia; Mytilida; Mytilidae. The transcript has a single exon. Gene Ontology annotation, biological process: DNA integration. Bases 1 to 1374 code for a protein of 457 amino acids. Gene Ontology annotation, molecular function: nucleic acid binding. The record is from RefSeq and is a predicted model, not a curated record.
AUGAAGGAGUCUGAGAAGUUGAUUAUAAAGGAGGUACAACAAGACACAUACUAUAAUGAGAUAGACUGCUUGAAGCAAAGUAAACCUUUACAAAAGAACAGUAGUUUAAUUGCACUUUCACCAGUAUUAGACUCCGAUGGAUUACUUCUAGUAGGAGGAAGACUUAAAAACUCAGACAUAGAAAGUUGUGAAAAAAUGCCUGUAAUUAUACCAGGUAAAAGCUACAUUGCUACAUUAAUAGUCAAGCACUGUCACAAUGCUGUUCAGCACAUGGGAAGACAUUUUACUGAGGGAGCAAUUCGUUCGAGAGGAAUAUGGUUGACUGGAGGUAAACGGCUCAUUAAUUCCAUCCUACAUAACUGUAUAAAAUGUCGUAAAUUGCGAGGAAGUGCCGAACAACAGAAGAUGGCUGAUCUCCCUUCUGACCGUCUCACACCAAGCCCUCCAUUUACCUAUGUGGGCGUGGACACCUUUGGUCCUUGGUCCAUCUUAACAAGACGCACACGUGGAGGUUCAGCCAAUACAAAGCGAUGGGCGAUUAUGUUUUCCUGUCUAGUAACUCGAGCAAUACACAUAGAAGUGGUUGAGGAGAUGACUUCAUCUUCCUUUAUCAAUGCGUUGCGCAGAUUUACAGCUCUUAGAGGACCAGUCAAGGAAUUCCGAUCAGAUCAAGGUACAAAUUUCAUUGGAGCUAUUAAUGAACUAGACAUUACAAGUUUCAACGUUGAAGACCAACCAAUUAAAGACUAUCUCCAAAACAAUGGAACCAUAUGGAAAUUUAACCCACCACACGCCUCCAAUAUGAGCGGUGCUUGGGAGCGUAUGAUAGGACUAGCUCGAAAGAUCUUGAAUUCAAUGUUGUGCGAUAUAAAAGGUAAACAACUUACACAUGAAAUUCUAUGCACUUUCAUGGCGGAAGUAUGUUGUAUUGUGAACAACAGACCAAUAACUGUAGUAUCUAGUGAUCCAGAGUCACCUCAUGUGUUAUCGCCGAAUGUCCUUCUCACUCACAAAACAGACAAUGUUACGGAAUAUAUUCCAGAUUUAUCACUUAAAGAUACUUAUAAAGCUCAAUGGAAACAAGUGCAAGUAUUAGCCAAUCAGUUUUGGAAAAGGUGGAAAACAGAAUACUUACACAAUCUUCAACUCAGGAAAAAGUGGGAAGUUGAAAGCCGCAAUCUAUGUAAGGAUGAUAUUGUGCUCAUGAUUGAUGAUACUCUGCAUAGGAAUCAGUGGUUAACAGGAACUAUAGUUGAAGUUUAUCCGAGUUCAGAUGGUUUGGUUCGUAAAGCAUUAGUACGUGUCAUCAAGAAUGGCGAACCAACAACUUACAUUCGUCCGAUUUCUAAACUUGUGUACUUAUUUUCUGAUUAG